Verruconis gallopava is the source of this 717-nucleotide messenger RNA. RefSeq lists its product as uncharacterized. Gene Ontology annotation, molecular function: transmembrane transporter activity. The record is from RefSeq and is a predicted model, not a curated record. Lineage: Eukaryota; Fungi; Ascomycota; Dothideomycetes; Venturiales; Sympoventuriaceae. The annotation marks the transcript as partial. Gene Ontology annotation, biological process: transmembrane transport. The transcript has 3 exons.
UGUACGAGUGGCUUAGCUCUCGCUGUAGCCGAGAUUGUUGUCGGACCUCUCCUGAAGCCGGUGGGCCAAACGAAGUGGCAACUAGUCUUCGCUUAUGCAGGCCUAACCGCUUUUCUGGCUGCAGUGGGAUCAUGUACACAGCACAAUCAAGGAAGGGCUCUAGCGUUUACCACAAUCUCGGGAUUCUUCACUGGUUGGCUUGAACUCAUAUGCCUUGUUGCAAAUGGGUUAGUGGUGCAAUCCAGUGACUUAGGUCUUGCAAAUGGCUUUUUAGGCUCUAUAAAGCAGAUUGCGGGAUCAGUAGCUGUAAGCAUUUAUGUAGCGGUGCUGACCAACCGCAUUGACGUCGAACUGCCAAAAGCAGUAACAAGUGCUGCAAUUAAUGCCGGUCUGCCUAGCACGUCCGUCGUUGCUGUGCUCGGAGCAGUUGCCAAUGGAACAACAGCAGCCUUAAAUGCUGUGCCUGGGAUUAAUCCCAACAUUGAAGCCGCCGUUACUAAUGGCGUUAAGACAGCAUAUGCUUCAAGCUUUAAGACUGUAUAUCUUGUUACAAUUGCUUUUGGGGGCAUCGCAUUCAUUGCGGCUCUUUUCACAAGCAACAUCAACGCAAUGCUGAACAAUUACGUCAGUCGUCGUAUAGCGGGCACAGUCGCGGAUAGUAUUCCCACUGAACUUACUUUAAAACACACUCGAGACACCUAUGAAGUUGAAGUCUAG